AAGCAUCGACUUGGGGGCUCAACAGGCGUGAUAAUGACGACAAAUUGGUUUAUACUAUAUGUACUGGAAUUAUCAGUUUGUUUGCUGUCUGUAGUUUCCCUAGCUGCAACCAUACAAGUAGACCCAUUGAAUAAGGUCAUACUUCUUGAUAUAUCAGAAAGGAACACUGAUAAUGAUGGACCUUGCAUGAACGAUGAUGAUUGUUCAGCAGAUGAGGUUUGUUUCACACCAAUUGGUACAUGUGAGAGCUGUCUGGCAUGGAGCAGCGUAGGUGAUACUCCACAGAAAUGUCAAGACCUUUUUCGUACAAGUGCCCCACCUGUGGUAGAAGCUAGAAACACGUACAGCGGACCAUGUAUAUCAGAGAAAGACUGCCCUCUAGGAGAUUGGUGCUAUAGUCACAUAGGGACAUGCGAGUCUUGCAAGACUCUUGAUAAACAUCCAGAAGAUCAGAAAAUACAUUGUGCUGAUUGGAUCGCUGCCAGAACUUCUAAGGAAGAAGAAAGAAAAACAAGAUUGACGAUUGGCCUGAUAGUUGGAUCGGUAAUUAUUGUUGUCAUUGGUAUCAUUGUUGGUAUCAUUUUUAGGUGUUACAUCUUGCAUAAACCAAAACCUAUUGUAGUACAAGAAGAACAGAUUGACACUGUAUAGAUCAUUAUUAGUUUCAUCUCUGUUGGACUCCUAUACCACAAAACAACAGUUUUGAUACUAAAAUUUUUUGCAACAUGCUCACUUAACAUAAGAAUUGUAUGAUGUUAAUAAGUGGUGAUAGAGUGCAAAAAGUCAUCAAGG
Molecule: messenger RNA, 792 nt
Organism: Saccoglossus kowalevskii
Lineage: Eukaryota; Metazoa; Hemichordata; Enteropneusta; Harrimaniidae
Source: RefSeq, a predicted model, not a curated record